Suncus etruscus (white-toothed pygmy shrew) is the source of this 1120-nucleotide messenger RNA. RefSeq names its product 5',3'-nucleotidase, mitochondrial (gene NT5M). The record is from RefSeq and is a predicted model, not a curated record. Gene Ontology annotation, biological process: pyrimidine deoxyribonucleotide catabolic process. The transcript has 5 exons. Lineage: Eukaryota; Metazoa; Chordata; Mammalia; Eulipotyphla; Soricidae. Gene Ontology annotation, molecular function: 5'-nucleotidase activity. Bases 1 to 684 code for a protein of 227 amino acids.
AUGAUCCGGCUGGGCGGCUGGUGCGUGCGGCGGCCCCGCGGCGCUCCGGGGCGGCCGGGCGGCCGGCGCGAGGCGUGCGGGGGCCCGGCGGGCCGCCGCGCCCUGCGGGUCGCGCUGGACAUGGACGGCGUGCUGGCCGACUUCGAGGGCGGCUUCCUGAGGAAGUUCCGCGCGCGCUUCCCCGGGCUGCCCUUCAUCGCGCUGGAGGACCGGCGCGGCUUCUGGCUGUCGGAGCAGUACGGCCGCCUGCGGCCCGAGCUGAGCGAGAAGGCCAUCAGCAUAUGGGAGUCGGAGAAUUUUUUUUUGGACCUUGAUCCUCUUCCAGGGGCUGUUGAAGCAGUGAAGCAGAUGGCCAACCUAGAAAACACUCACAUCCUUAUCUGCACGAGCCCUAUCAAGAUGUACAAAUACUGUCCUUAUGAGAAGUAUGCCUGGGUGGAGAAGCACUUAGGCACAGACUUUCUGGAACACAUCGUGCUGACCAGAGACAAAACCGUGGUCUCCGCUGACCUUCUCAUCGAUGACCGGCCAGACAUCACAGGGGCCGAGCCCAACCCCAGCUGGGAGCACAUCCUCUUCACAUCCUGCCACAACCGCCAUGUGCAGCUGCAGCCCCCCAACCGCCGGCUGCAGUCCUGGGCUGAUGACUGGAGGACCAUCCUGGAUAGCAAGCGGCUCCGCUGAGUGGACUCUGGCCUUCGACAGGCCCCUGGCCUCAGGGCUCCUGCACAGGGUGGAUGGCGCCCUCUCGCAUCUCAAACCGUGGGAAGCCUUAUGCUGCUGCUCUUGGAGUAAGGCUGUCCGGCAUCCUGGACUUGUAGCAGGCUGUCCAAGGCUUGGGGCCGCAGCCGGGAGUACUGAGGAUGUUGUCGGAGGCCCAGCAGCACUCCGGCCAGCCGCUCAGGGAGGUCCCUGCCUGGGUCUGCAGCCCAUUAGCAUUGGCUUGGGGUCUGCAAGGAAGGCAGCUGCCAGAUUGGUCCUUAGGUGGCAUGCAGCAGGAACAGAUGGGAAUGAGUCCCUACUUUUCUAACCCGGAACCCUGCUCCCUGCCUUCCACUCUGCCCAGGACAACCACAGUGUGAACUUGAAAUAGGAAUAAUAAAUGAUGUUACUGGGCUGA